Molecule: messenger RNA, 6146 nt
Organism: Poecilia reticulata (guppy)
Lineage: Eukaryota; Metazoa; Chordata; Actinopteri; Cyprinodontiformes; Poeciliidae
Source: RefSeq, a predicted model, not a curated record
AUGUGAUGGAAAGCAGUUGUAAGACAGGUGCCCUCGGUUCAUUCUCGGCGAGGGGCAGCAGUUGCCUGUGCGAGAGCGAGUGGGAAGCGUGUGUGGAUUUCUUUUUUUACUUGAUUUUUGUUUUUUCUCCCCCCUUUUUUUUUUUUUUUUUUUUUUCCUUUUUGGGUUUUGUUUUUCGGAGCGUCAUUCAGUGAUUCUGGAUGGCGUGGGACAGGUGUAACCAGGACUCGGUGUGGACAGAAUUAGAGUGUGCUGCCUUGGUUGGUGAAGACCAGCCCCUCUGCCCAGACCUUCCUGAACUUGACCUCUCAGAGCUGGAUGUCAGCGACUUGGAUGCCGACAGCUUUCUGGGUGGCCUUAAAUGGUACAGCGACCAAUCGGAGAUCAUUUCCUCUCAGUAUGGGAAUGAAGCGUCUAAUCUUUUUGAGAAGAUAGAUGAAGAAAAUGAGGCCAACUUACUGGCAGUGCUUACAGAGACCCUGGACAGCAUCCCGGUGGAUGAGGACGGAUUGCCUUCGUUUGAGGCCCUGGCAGAUGGGGACGUGACCAAUGCCAGUGACCGGAGCUGUCCCUCCUCCCCAGACGCCUCACCUCACACCCCAGAGCCUGAGGAGCCUUCUUUGCUGAAGAAGCUCCUUCUGGCGCCUGCAAACUCCCAGCUCAGCUAUAAUCAAUACACAGGUGGCAAGGCACAGAACCAUGCAGCCAGCAGCAACCACCGGAUCAGACCACCACCUGCCGUCGUCAAGACGGAGAGCCCCUGGAACGGCAAAGCAAGAGGGGGCUCCGGCCAACAGAACCGCCCGGUGAGGCGACCUUGCACUGAGCUGCUCAAAUACCUAACAGCCACUGAUGACAUCCUGCUACACACCAAAGCCAGCGAUGCCAAGAGCGCCUGGGGGGGUCCCAGUAGCAGGGACAAGAGUAGCCUGGGUCUCAGUGCCUCAUCCUCGUCCUCGUCGCCAUCCUCGUCAUCCACCUCCUCGUUCUCCUCCCUGUCUUCCACUUCUUCCUCCUCUUCGUCCACCGCCUCCAAGAAGAAGUCGGCUGUGCCAUCACAACAGCAGCAGCAACAGCAGCAGCAACAGCAGCAGCAACAGCAGCAGCAUCAGCAUCAGCAGUCGCCGCAGCAGCAUCACCAGCGAGGUGAGAGCCGGGCUGCAGGCGAGUGUAUUGUGGCUGGUCAUGGGGCUGGGAAGUGGCAGCGUUGCUCUCACGAUGACGGGGUUGAGGAUUCGGAGGGUGCCUCUGUCCCUGUUGGUCGCAGAACCUACACCUGCGGCCAUGCUCGCCCCAAACAGGAGCACGGGCCACCCAAUGAAGAAGGAAGGCCGCCAGGCGAUGUUGGCCGCCUGGCCGCCGCUAGGUUCAUUAGUGACCACAAAGGAUCACCCUUUGAGAACAAAACCAUUGAACGCACAUUAAGUGUGGAGAUUGCUGGAACCCCAGGUCUGACACCACCUACCACGCCCCCACACAAAGCCAGUCAAGAGAAUCCUUUCAAAGCAUCUCUGAAAACCAAGUUGUCCUCGUGUUGCUCCUCGGCCUUGACGUGCAAAAGAGCCAGGCUGAGUGAGUUGGGCGCCGGCGCUUUGGCCCCGGCCCCAGGUGCCUCAGCCGGGGGCCCUGCCAGGAAGGGUCCCGAACAGACUGAGCUCUAUGCGCAGCUAAGCAAAGCAUCCACCGCCCUUCCUUACGCCAUCGCUCAACGUGCACUGGGGGGCGGCCUUGAGGGGCACUGCAGCACUGGCAACAACAAGAGGGCCGCUGGGCAGGAUGGCCACAGCGACCAUGACUAUUGCCAGGCACUGGCUGCUUGUAAGAUGGAUGGGGGCAUAUCCGUUGUUUCCAUGGCUACAUCUUUGGAAAUGACAUUCACCCCGGGUGCCACUUCCACUGGCAAGGUGGAGAACAGGCACGUCGUCGAAUGUAUGGACUCAGUCAUGUCAACAUCGUUUCUGUCAUCUUCUUGUUCUACAUCAUCAUCCUCACUUAGUCAUUUGACUAAAGAGCAGAAAUUUAUCCCCAUGGAUGGAGAUGCUUGCCGUGUCAGGGGCUUAGGGGAGCGUACCCUUCCACAAACCACUCAGAUACCCACACAGGGGGGCAGUGCUGUUAGGGACCAACUGCAACUUUCUGCCACCAGCCGGAAGCCCCUGUGCGACCAGGAAAUCAGAGCAGAACUCAACAAGCACUUUGGCCCUCCCCUACAAGCCCUCUAUACUCAGGGUGAGCAGGAGAGAGAAGAUAGCAGUAAACCAAACAAGCCUACAACCCCCCAGUCCCCUGAGGGGGGAGGGACUGACUUUUACUCCCAGAGACUGUCCGGAUCCAGCUACCUGCACCCAGGGUUUCUGUCCUUUCAAGACGAGCUGGAGCUGGAUGAUGGCCGUGAGAGUCGCUUCAUCUUUCCAUGGGAGGGCACCCCUCUGGACCUACUCUUUGACUGCUCUCCUCGUUCUCCCUCCUGUUCCCCACCAUCCACUUGCUCCCCUUCACGAGGCUCCGUCUCCCCACCGUCCUCCCUUCUCCUGUCACCUAGUCGACCGUUCUGCUGGACCAGCAGCGGGUCCCGUUCCCGUUCACGGUCCCACUCCGGCUCCCGCAGCUCCUCAUCACGAUACCGCAGGCGCUCUCUGUCCAGCUCACCAGACAGACGUCCCUCCUCUUGGUCUCAUCACAGCUCCGAUCUGAACGCCGUCCGCUCCAGACUCCAUAAGAGCCCUCACCCUCAGUCUCGAUCUCCGCUCAGCCGCAGGCCAAGGUACGACAGCUACGAGGAGUACCAGCACGAGAGGCUUAAGAGGGAGGAGUACCGACUGGAUUAUGAGAAGCGGGAGUUCGAAAGGGCCGAGCAGAGGGAGAAGCAAAGGCAAAAAGCCAUAGAGGAGAGACGGGUGGUGUACGUGGGGCGACUGAGGUCCGACUGCAGCCGUUCAGAGCUGAAGCGCCGCUUUGAAGUCUUUGGGGAAAUUGAAGAAUGUGCAGUGAACCUGAGGGACGAUGGGGACAAUUUUGGCUUCAUCAUGUUCCGAUACACCUGUGACGCCUUUGCUGCCCUUGAGAACGGACACACCCUACGCAGGUCGAACGAGCCUCAGUUUGAGUUGUGUUUUGACGGACAGAAGCAGCUCUGCAAAUCACGAUACACAGACUUGGACUCCCAUUCGGACGACUUUGAUCCGACUUCCACGAAGAGCAAGUAUGACUCCAUGGAUUUUGAUAGCUUGCUGAAAGAGGCCCAGUGCAGCCUGAGAAGGUAACCAGCUGAGCGGCGCCCGAUGUCUGUCUGUGUCACAAAGAGGAACUUCUUAUACCUCAACGUUGUUUCUCGCUUCUCGGACGACGAAACCACCAGAAGUUUUAUGCUCUGUUAAAGAGCACCUGAGAAUAAGUCUAUAGACCUAUAUCGAUUAUAAAUGGAUAUAUUAAAAAUAAAAGUUUACAUGAACAUAGCUGCUGAAGAGCUGGGAAGAAACAUUUCAUCCUGGGAAUACCAGUGAACUCUCACAGUUGGAUGCACUCUACUGCUGUAAAAUCAGUUGAAAGGAGAAAAAAAACAAAACUUUUUGAUUUCCUUUUCUCCAAGCACUACAAUACCCACAGUUCUUUUUUUUUUUUCUAAUGAAGUAAAAACAUCCAGAUUUGUUUUCUUUUACUGUUGAUUUUCUUUCCCCUUUUUUUAAAUCUGGUAUUUUGGAUCUGGUGUUACAUUACAAAACAGUAACGUGUUGAAAAUGAAUCUUGGAAAGUUAAAAUUCAGAGGGUAACAUUGUUGUCUACAUUUUGAAGGAGAAAUGUAGCUGUGUAUUUACAAAUGCUAUAAAAAAAAGGACUAUUUUUAUUUUAUGUACAUAUCAGAGUUCUUUAUUUGUUACAGCUAUGCACUGUAAAACGCAGCCUUUUUUAAAAAAGAAGAGAAAAUUUCUUAAUUCAGAAUGUUGAUCUGUAGUAAUUACAAUACUGUAAAACAUAUUGUACACCUACAUGAUGUUUAGAAGACAUGACAUGAUUGUAAAAAAAAAAAAAAAAAAUACAGAAAAAAAGUUAGACAUGUCCGAUUGCUCAUUUUGUAAGAGCAUGUGAAGAAAUGUUCUUUUUUUAAAUUCUUUUGUUUCAGUGGGGGAAAAAACUGCGAACCAUGUAUAGUUUUAUGUGUUUAUAAAGUUUGUCAAUCAGUGUUUUUGCCUAAAACAACCAGUUUAAAAUGCAUUUUUAAGGUGUUUUUUCAUGAUUGUUCCCUAUUUUUAAUCACCACUCAUCAUGACGUGAUCUAUUUGCUUUUUGUUGUUGUUGUUUUUAAAGACUCUGUGAUUGCCAUCGAUAGGAGAAAAAAACAAUAAAUCAGCACAGAUAUAUUUAUGUAUUUAUUUUAAUAUUUGAAUCAAAGUAUAUUUAUGGACUCCAUUUUACAAUGGCGUACCUCAUUAAUAAUUUUUUUUUUCCUAUUUAUGUCUCAUGUCAAUUGAUUUGUGUUAUUUAACUUGCAAUCACUGGACAGGGUGUACAAUAAAUAACGCUUUGGUGGGGAUGUUAUUACCUUACUAUGCCUUCCGAAACAAUCAAGCUGAUCAGUCCAGCAGUCAGGCCCCUCAUUCUUCUCUAGCAUUGAUUUUCUUUUUUCUUUGUUUGCUUGUUUUCAAUAGGUUACAGAUAACAUGAAGCAAUAAAAUGAUUUUGCAGGAAUUUUUUUGCGAGAACUUAAAACUUGCCAUCAUCACUCCGCUCAUGCUUGAUUAUGUGAAUGCCAAACUAAAGUUUACAAUUUUUCUUUUCCCGGAUUUUAUAUAGAUCUUGUAUUUGAUGUAAAACACGUAUACCACUGAUAUUAUUCACACUAAUAAAAAGACGGUAAACGAUAGUGGCGAUUAUGAUAAAAAUGAAAGAAAAAACACAUAUAUAAAAAAAAAAGCAAUAAAUUAUUUUUCAGAGUUGUAUUUUAGCUCCUGAUGUUGUGCGAUUUUAAGGACUAUGACCCAUUACCCAGUCGCUGGUGUAGUUAGGACUCUUCCACUAACCCCCACCCGUCCCCCUCCUCCUAUUCAAGAUGUAGCUCAGUCUCUGUGAUUGUGACACACGCAUUACCUUGUGACAUCUGUGCAAACGUGACCGACUCUAACUCUACCCUGUGUGUGUAAAAAUGUCCCCAGUCGAAGCUGAUUGUUGUGUGUUGCAUGGCUAUUCCAGGACAGCGGCUGGUUUAAAGCCUAAAAGUCUUUAAAUACAUUCCUGUCAGCUGUCUAAACUGGCAGAUUUUUUUUUUUUUUUUUUUUUUUUAAAUGUCGUUCUAAAAGCCAAAAGAAACUCUCUUUAACAUGCUGCUACGCCAUUAACUCAGCCCUCCCCAAGUCCUGAUAUCACAGCGCCGUCAACGUGACAUGAAAGGUAACCUUGUGGUUUCUGGUUCAAUUAAUAUCCUGUUUUUAGCGCAAGCCAAGUAAUGAGAGAACCAACUAUAAAAGCUUAGCUGAUCACAGGCUCCCUUUCAUGGAGUUUGACUGCAGAGACAAGAAACGGCUAUUUUCUUUAUGCAAGUUGUCCAACAUUGGUUGAAGGAUAUAUAAAAAAAAAGCCCUUUACCUUUUUUACGAGAAUGUUUUAACUUUCUUCUUUUCUUUUUUUUUUUUUUUUGUUUUGCUGUAUGUAUAGCGUUUGGGUAAUGGUGUCGUGUCCCAUUUCAUAGAUGUGGCUUUAAUCAUUGAAAUAAAAAAAAUAAAAAAAGUAAAAAUGCUUUGUAAAUUGCUUAGAGUAGCAAUAUAUUAUAACACCUCCAGGUUCAAAUUUCCACUUUGGCGGGCUUUUUAAUAAUAGGAGCCGUUGAGUUUGUUGCCACUGCUUAAACAUUUGUUUUGUAAUCAUGUUUCUUUUGAAAGGACGAUAAUGUUCACUGGUAGGUGUGUGUGUGUGUGUGUGAGGUGUGAUUGGAGGUGUGUAUGCGUGUGCGUUUGUGCGUGUUUUCUGGGGGAGGGUAUAGGGUUGUCGCUACCUGUUUGUGUCCUAUUCACGUUGCCUUCUGCCAAGUCCUUACCAAUGCCUUUUGUGGUUCUACCUAUUGUACGACUUUCUUGUGACUUUCAUUUUUUAUGUGCAAUUCUCAUCAGCCUCACCAUGCCAAUAAAGGGAAAAUGUGUUUGAAAAACUGUCUA